Messenger RNA from Brachypodium distachyon (stiff brome), 2718 nucleotides. Its product is annotated as cation/H(+) antiporter 15. The record is from RefSeq and is a predicted model, not a curated record. Bases 86 to 2596 code for a protein of 836 amino acids. Lineage: Eukaryota; Viridiplantae; Streptophyta; Magnoliopsida; Poales; Poaceae. Gene Ontology annotation, biological process: regulation of pH; proton transmembrane transport. Gene Ontology annotation, cellular component: membrane; endomembrane system. The transcript is spliced from 2 exons. Gene Ontology annotation, molecular function: antiporter activity.
UCUGCGCGCGCAUCGGAGAGCCAUGGAAAAUCCCUCAUUCCUACUCGCCCCUCCCGUCGUCGUCGUCGUCCCUUGAGCGGCGGCCAUGUCGCUGGGGGAAGCGACGGUCAACAAGAGCCUCUUCUGCUUCCCGGUCGACUCCGGCGCCACCUCCUCCGGCCUCUUCGCCGGCGACGACCCCCUCAAGUUCUACUUCCCUCUCCUCCUCUACCACGUCUGCAUCGUCUUCAUCCUCUCCCACUCCAUCCACUCCUUCCUCCUCCGCCGCUCCGUCCCCCUCGUCAUCUCCCAGAUCAUCGCGGGGGCGCUGCUGGGGCCGUCUGUGCUGGGCCACUUGGCCCCCUCCGUCGGCAAGCUCUUCGCGUCGCCGGAAGGCUGGGUGCAGAUCAACACGGUGGGGGGCUACGCCUUCACGCUCCACAUCUUCACGGUGGGCGUCAAGACGGACCUGGGCAUGAUCGUGAAAUCCGGCAAGAAAGCCGUCGCCAUCGCGUUCCUCGGCACGGCGGCGCCGCACCUGGCCAUGUACCUGGCCGGCGCCGCCCUCUCCUCCCGCAUCCCCAAGCAGUGGUCCGACACCUUCCUCAUGACCAACCUCAACUCCUGGUGGUCGCUCUCCGCCUUCAUCGUCGUCUGCUGCACGCUCCACGACCUCAACCUCUUGUCCUCCAAGCUCGGCCGCCUCGCCAUGUCGGCGGCGCUCAUCGGUGACUUCGCCAACACCUUCUCCAUCGCCGGGGUGACGUCGUAUCUCCUCGCGUCGAGUCCCGAGGAGAAGCUGCAGCGGAUUGGGUUCGCGUCGUCGAUGUCCUUCUCCGUGUUCAUCGCGCUCAUGGCGCUCGUGGCGCGGCCGGCGAUUUUGAGGCUGAUACAGGACGUCCCCGACGGCGCGCUGCUCUCCGAGGGCCGGCUCGUCGCCGUGCUGCUCAUCUCCCUCACCUGCAGCUUCGCCGGGGAGCUGCUGGGCCUCCACGCGACCUACGGCCCAUUCAUGCUGGGCCUCAUGCUCCCGGGAGGCGCCCCGCUGGGGGUCACCCUGGAGGAGCGGCUCGACCGGCUCAUCGUCGGCAUCCUCUCGCCGCUGCUGUUCGCCCAGGGCGGGAUGCGGAUGAACGUCCACGCUUUAACCGAUUCCUCCGUCUGCGGGCUGCUGGAGAUCUUCCUCGUCGUCGGCGUCGCCGCCAAGUUCGUCGCCAGCAUCAUCCCCUGCCUCUACUGCGGGAUCCCGCCAAGGGAGGCCGCCUUCGUCGGGCUGAUGAUGAACUUCAAGGGGAUCACGGAGGUGGUGUACGCGUCGGCGUUCAUGGACGCUAAGAUUCUGGACGACCAGGUGUACGUGGCGUUCAUGAUCAACGUGCUCGUCAUCGGCGCCUCCACGGCGGCGGCCGUGAAGUUCAUGUACCACCCGGAGGAGAAGUACGUGGCGUACCGGCGGAGGACCGUGCAGCACAAGAAGCUCGGCGAGGAGCUCCGGGUGCUGGCGUGCAUCCAUUCGCAGGCGGACGUGGAGCCGAUGCUGGGGCUGCUGGACGCGUCCAGCCCCACGCCGCUGUCGCCGCUCUCCGUGUAUCUUCUCCAUCUUGUUCCUCUCGCCGGGCUCACGAGCUCCGUGCUCAGGCCGUUCAAGCACGGCCAUGGCCACGGCGGAGAUGGUGAGGAUGGCGAAGGGAGGACGAUCGGGGUGAUCCCGUCGGCGUCGGAGAGGAUCGUGAACGCGUUCCGGUUCUUCGCGCAGAACCGGCCGAUGGGUUCGUCGUCGCUGCUCCCCUACGUGUGCAUCGCGCCGUACGCGACGAUGCACGACGACGUGUGCGCCGUGGCGCUGGAGAAGAGGGCGAUGCUGAUCGUGGUGCCGUUCCACAAGCGGCUCGCCAUCGACGGCUCCGUGGAGCCCACCUCGCCGGGCUGCUCCGGCGCCAUCCAGGCCGCCAACGCCAACAUACUCGGCUACUCGCCGUGCUCCGUCGCCAUCCUCUUCGACCGCGGCAGCCUCUCCUGCGGCGCCGCCGCGUCCCCCGCCGCCACCGCGGGCGCGGCGGGGGGCGAGGAGGAGUUCCAGCGGUUCCCGUACCGCGUGGCGCUCUACUUCCUCGGCGGGCCGGACGACCGGGAGGCGCUGGCGUUCGCGGCGCACAUGGCGGAGGACGCGCCGAUCGGGGUCACCGUGUUCCGGUUCCUGCUUCCCGUGGAGUGGCAGCGGCGGCUCGACGGCGCCGAGGAGGACCGGCUCGACGAGGAGGCCACGAGGGAGUUCGUCGGGCAGUGGGUCGACGACCACCGGGUCGUCUACAACGAGCACACCGUGGGCACCUCCGACGAGAUGGUGGCCGUCAUCCGGCAGACCAGCCCCGGGUUCAACCUGCUGCUGGUCGGCCGGCGGGCCGAGAGCCGGGAGUCGCCGCUCACGGCCGGCAUAUCGGACUGGAGCGAGCACAGCGAGCUCGGCGUGCUCGGCGACCUGCUCACCUCGGCAGACUUCGGGUGCCGCGUCUCGACGCUGGUGGUGCAGCAGCAGACCAGGGCGGCCGCCGGUGAGACGUCGCAGACGCCGCCGGAAGAUCAGCCACCGCUGCACCUGCCAGAUGGCCCCGUUUGACAAGCUAUACAACUUGAAUUUCUUUCUAGUUUGUACCAUUUAUUAUCAUUAUUAUGUGACUCUAGCUAGCUGUAACCGUAAUGUUAAAAUCUUGGAAGCUAGACUGCAAUUUUGACAGAAAA